AUUGUUGUCGACGACCGCAUUUUAUCUGUUACCUUUUUCCUCCCUCCUCGCCCCACCAUACAAACCGAACUUAAACCCAAACCCUCUAUUUAUCUUUCUAUCUGAAUUUAUUUUACAAUCCUUUAAUUUUUUCCAUUUAUAUUUCUCAAUCUUUUCUGGGUCGAAGUUGGAUUUGUGUGGCGAGGGCUUCUGCCAGCAGUUCAGAAAUCAUGCCGACGGUUUUGGCUCAGUCAAUUAAUUUACCUGGCCUAGUGGCUAGGCAAAGGCAUAGUCAACUGAGGGGAUUAGGAAAAUUUAAAAGAUCAGUGGUAAUGAUGUCUGCCUUACAAGUGCCUGGAUCAAGGCUGAUAGGUUUCUCAGGAUUACGUACUCUUAAUCCUUUGGAUACUAAGUCGAGACAUGUUCAAGAUUUGCAUUCAAAGGUGUUAACUGCUUCUUCUUCAAGGAGAGCAAGGGCUAGCAGAUGCAUACCUAAAGCCAUGUUUGAGCGUUUCACGGAGAAAGCAAUCAAAGUAAUCAUGCUGGCCCAGGAGGAGGCAAGACGACUUGGUCACAAUUUUGUUGGAACAGAACAGAUUCUAUUGGGGCUAAUUGGUGAAGGUACUGGAAUUGCUGCUAAGGUUCUAAAGUCUAUGGGGAUUAACCUUAAAGAUGCACGUGUAGAAGUUGAAAAGAUAAUUGGAAGGGGUAGUGGAUUUGUUGCUGUUGAGAUUCCAUUCACUCCCCGUGCAAAACGUGUUCUGGAACUCUCACUGGAUGAAGCUCGUCAGCUUGGUCACAAUUAUAUUGGAUCUGAACACUUGCUUCUUGGUCUCCUUCGUGAGGGUGAAGGCGUAGCAGCACGUGUUCUUGAAAACCUGGGUGCUGAUCCAGCUAAUAUUCGCACUCAGGUUAUCCGCAUGGUUGGUGAGAGUGCUGACAGUGUUGGUGCUACUGUAGGCUCAGGUAGUAGCAGCAAUAAGAUGCCGACUUUGGAGGAGUAUGGCACAAAUUUGACUAAGUUAGCAGAGGAGGGAAAAUUGGAUCCUGUUGUCGGAAGGCAGCAACAAAUUGAACGUGUCACUCAAAUUUUAGGUCGUCGUACCAAAAACAACCCUUGCCUUAUUGGAGAACCUGGUGUUGGGAAGACAGCUAUUGCUGAAGGUCUUGCCCAACGUAUUGCAAAUGGGGAUGUUCCUGAAACCAUAGAGGGAAAGAAGGUUAUAACCCUUGAUAUGGGACUGCUUGUAGCUGGAACUAAAUAUCGUGGAGAAUUUGAAGAGAGGCUGAAGAAACUAAUGGAGGAAAUCAAACAGAGUGAUGAGAUAAUACUAUUUAUUGAUGAAGUCCACACUCUGAUUGGAGCAGGAGCAGCUGAAGGGGCGAUUGAUGCUGCAAACAUAUUAAAACCAGCUCUUGCUAGAGGGGAAUUGCAGUGUAUAGGAGCUACGACACUGGAUGAAUACAGGAAGCACAUUGAAAAGGAUCCAGCUUUGGAAAGACGAUUCCAGCCAGUUAAAGUGCCAGAGCCAACUGUGGAUGAAACCAUACAAAUAUUGAGAGGACUUAGAGAGCGCUAUGAAAUUCACCACAAGCUCCGCUAUACUGAUGAAGCCCUUGUAGCUGCUGCACAGUUGUCACACCAAUAUAUCAGUGAUCGAUUUUUGCCUGAUAAAGCAAUAGAUUUGCUUGAUGAAGCUGGUUCUCGAGUCCGUCUUCAACAUGCACAGUUACCUGAAGAAGCAAAGGAACUUGACAAGGAGGUCAGGCAGAUUGUGAAGGAGAAAGAAGAAGCUGUACGCAACCAAGACUUUGAGAAGGCUGGAGAGCUACGAGAUAGAGAAAUGGAUCUCAAGGCACAGAUCUCAGCUCUUGUUGAGAAAGGCAAGGAGAUGAGCAAGGCAGAGAGUGAGGCAGGAGAUGCAGGUCCAGUUGUGACUGAAGUUGACAUACAACACAUUGUCUCUUCUUGGACAGGUAUUCCUGUCGAGAAAGUAUCAACAGAUGAAUCCGAUCGUCUUCUCAAGAUGGAAGAGACAUUACACAAGCGAGUCAUUGGUCAGGAUGAAGCAGUAAAAGCCAUUAGUCGUGCUAUCCGUCGAGCCCGGGUUGGAUUGAAGAACCCUAAUCGUCCAAUUGCCAGCUUCAUCUUUUCUGGGCCAACUGGUGUGGGAAAGUCUGAGUUGGCGAAAGCACUGGCUGCAUACUACUUUGGUUCUGAAGAAGCCAUGAUUCGGCUUGAUAUGAGUGAAUUUAUGGAAAGACACACGGUGUCAAAACUCAUUGGUUCCCCUCCUGGAUAUGUUGGUUAUACUGAGGGUGGUCAACUGACCGAGGCAGUUCGGCGUCGUCCCUACACAGUUGUACUUUUCGAUGAGAUUGAGAAAGCCCAUCCUGAUGUGUUCAAUAUGAUGCUUCAGAUCCUGGAAGAUGGAAGGCUAACAGACAGCAAGGGAAGAACUGUGGACUUCAAGAACACACUUCUUAUAAUGACAUCAAAUGUUGGAAGUAGUGUGAUUGAGAAGGGAGGCCGCAAAAUAGGAUUUGACCUCGAAUACGAUGAGAAGGACAGCAGCUAUAACCGAAUCAAGAGCUUGGUGACCGAGGAGCUGAAGCAAUACUUUAGACCAGAAUUUUUGAACAGGCUGGAUGAAAUGAUCGUUUUCAGGCAACUCACGAAACUUGAGGUGAAGGAGAUAGCUGACAUAAUGCUGAAGGAGGUGUUUGAGAGGCUGAAAGCUAAAGAUAUUGAUCUUUCGGUGACAGAGAGGUUCAGAGAGAGAGUGGUUGAGGAGGGCUAUAAUCCUAGUUAUGGGGCUAGGCCUCUAAGAAGAGCGAUAAUGCGACUUUUGGAGGACAGCAUGGCAGAGAAGAUGCUUGCUAGAGAGAUCAAAGAGGGAGACUCUGUUAUUGUGGAUGCUGAUUCUGAUGGCAAUGUGAUCGUGCUCAAUGGUAGCAGUGGUACCCCGGAUUCACUACCCGAGCCUCUUCCUGUGUAACGUUAAUGCCUUUGUCUAAGAUGUUUUGUGUUUGUUUCAUUUUGAACAUAGUCAGUCUUAGUUUUGUUUAGUUGUCAACAAUGAACCUACAGCUGUUCAUUUCAACACUGGUAGUCCGAGGGCGUGUUUUGCCCUUCACCAAGAAAGAAAAUAGAACAGGGACCAAUACCAUGACAAUGAGAACUUGCGCCGUACCUCGGAUAUUGUGCAUCAAUGUACAAUUUUAGUGGAAGCGGGAUGUCUUUACUCUUCCAAUCAUAAGCACGAUAUUCACUUAUUCA
Messenger RNA from Arachis duranensis, 3259 nucleotides. Its product is annotated as chaperone protein ClpC, chloroplastic. The record is from RefSeq and is a predicted model, not a curated record. The transcript has 10 exons. NCBI's taxonomy places the organism in Eukaryota, Viridiplantae, Streptophyta, Magnoliopsida, Fabales, Fabaceae. Gene Ontology annotation, cellular component: cytoplasm. The coding region runs from base 210 to 2978 and encodes 922 amino acids. Gene Ontology annotation, biological process: cellular response to heat. Gene Ontology annotation, molecular function: ATP binding; ATP hydrolysis activity; protein binding.